AUGGCCCUUGUUCGUCGGGUUUUGCACGAGAUGAUGUGGCGUGGUGUGGACCCCGAUUCACACGCUGUCCAGGCCAUCGGGCAGCUGUGCGUGGCGAGUGAAGAUCGCAGCACCACUGAGAUACUGGCCCGUCACAUCGCCUACUGCCAGAAGCUCAACACCAUAUCGCUGACGGCCAUGAACGCUCUCCCGACGGCCAUCGCGGUAGAGCUGCUCGUCGAAGAGGUCAACAAGCUCCAUAAGGAGAUCCGCUACCACAUGGGGGUGUCUCGUGAGAUCACACACAGAAAGAAGGCGCUGAAUCGCGGUAAGUGGGGGAGCGCAAGUGAAUCGCUGGAACGUAUAGCUCUGUGUCUCCAUCCCUUCAGGCAUUGCUGCCUCCAUUUUAUAUUCGUCGGGCUGUUUAUAUCCAUCUCUUUGCGCGUCAAAGCUGCCCAACACGACGAAAGACGUGGGAGACACAGACAGGAUCGGCUGUUUACCAGGCGGGAGAUUGCUGACGUGGACCUAAAGCAGCUGCGCAAUUCAUCAAUAAAUGAGCUGGUACAUGCAUGUGCGAGAGACACGAUGAACGGAUUAGCGAGGUUAUCACAUGUUAGUGUGUCUCUCUGUCUGUAUGCCUGUGCGCCAUCCAUCAGGCGCGAGUGUUGGCCACGCUGAAGGACCCCUCUCAGCGGACUAUUUGCCCCGACACUGACAGUGAGAAGAGCGACGUCAGUGGUGGGCAGGAGGAGGGCGAAGAUGAGAUCGAGGAGGGCGAGAUAGCUGAUGACGGCGAGGGGGAGGGUGGGGACGAGGGGCCCGAGGGCGAUGGUGGUGCCGAGGACGGUCGAGGCAAUCCAGGUGUGGGCAUGGUGCCUGAUGAAGGCGGUGUCUCUACUGAGAUGGUCUAUCAGAACCACCCUGGUAAGUGGGCCGUCAAGAACAAGGAAUAUAUGUGCACAGAUGGUUGGGGAUUGGCUCUUGCUUGAUGCCUCUUUGGCUGUGGAUGUGUGUGUGUGUGUAGAUUGGUUGGACGACUUUGCCGAGAUAGCCUUGCACGUGGACGGCGUGUCGAGUGGUCGCGGCCGCAUCAUGCUGCCCAGAGACCUGCAGGGGCCGGCCACAGUGCAGUGACGGACCUGCCACCGUAUCAAGGUCAGCCAGCGAGGGAAGGACACACAACCGGACAAGACAUCUGAGUGUCGUGUGCAUGUGUGUUGUGUGGUGCAGGCGAGUUGCGGUCAGAAAUAUUCUACUGGGGGGAAUUCGGAAUGCAGCUCUCACUGGUCGGCCAAGCCACCACACCACAUCACCGACACACACAGACGCUGUAUGUGUGUGUGUAUGUGCGGGAGAGAGCCGUCGAAGAGUCGCAUAUUGGCGCCUACCUGCUGUUUUCGGGCAACCUGGGCAAGCUGGUCGCCCCAUCAGUGCACUCUUGCUUCUUGCUGGAGCUCAGCGUCAUGGCCAAUGACGCCCCAGGCAACACACGCAUACUCCAGGUGCGCCAGUCACUGAGUCAGUGAGGGGCAUAUGUGCGAGCAGCCGACCGGUCAUUCGUUGGCUGCCGUUGCUGUGUGUGCAGACGUGCGACCUGCAAGAUACGGACAUCAAGAAGAGCGUGCGAAUGAGAAACCACGGAAGGAGCCACACACACACGUCUGUUUGUCUGUCUGUUUGUCUGUCUGUUUGUCUGUCUGUCAAUGAUCAGGGGGAGCGGCAAGGGCUGGGGCCGCCUCCUGACGACCGACUACGUGACGAGUGCGAUGCAGGAGGCCAACUCGAGAAUCUGCCUCUCCGAACCAUAUACGCCCUCGUGACAUACUCACAGCCACACCACAUCGAUGUCUCUGUCGUUGUCUGCUGCACAUCAGUCCCCAGCUUGAGCCAGCGGGAGCUGAUCACCCCGGUGCGAAGGUCGACCCCAGCAGCACUCGCUUGGAUGCCUGAACCAGACCCCACCCACAUACCCACCAGUACCAGGUGAGGGAGAUCAAAUCAGCACACAUACACCCGCCCAUUCGCAUAUGGGGGUGUGCGUCUGUGUGAUGGAUGUAUCAGCACUGGCAGCACUUCUGCCGCCGCCGCAGCAUCCCCCUCACUCACAGACCCCAUGCACACCAACGGCGCAUCGAGUAGUGGUGCAGCAGCAGACGGGGGAGGGUGGCGGUUGGGCGGCAGUGUGGUGGGCGGAGUGCGGUUCGAGACCAUUGAGGAGGGUGAUGAGGAGGAUGCCUAGACGCCAUCCAUGUGCGGUGUGGUGCGUGUGUUGAGACUGGUUGGCUGUGGUUUGAGACUGGUUGGCUGUGGUUAGGUGUUGGUGGCAAUGGGUGGUAUGGUCGUUGUUCACAGAGAGAUAGAUAGGCGAUCGGCAAGCGAGAGGUAGGCGCCAAUCGAGAUACGGCUAGUUGUGUCCUUUCCUUUCCUGUUUUGCGUCUCCGUGCCUCUCUGUCUAGGUAUCCAACAGGCACAGAGACGCAUGACAAGCUGCACAAGUAGGUGGAGCGCGGCAAACAGAAGGAGAAGGCCAAGAGACAGUGACUGCCGUCGGAGCACAACGCCCUCAAGGUCAUCAGAUACAUCAAAAGCGGCAGCGGGCCCCAGCGCGAGUGACCAGCUGCUGAUGAGCAAGGCCAUGGUCGCCAUUAACACGCAGCUGCCCCGUAAGGACAGAAAGACCAAAUUCAGCGAGACACUGGACCAUUUGGUGCGUGAGGAUAUUGCUGCAAGUGGGCGCCCCAGCUUUGGCCUGAAUUUUGUGUAUCUCUCUUCAGCCAUUGCUGCCUCCAUUUUAUAUUCGUCAAGCUGCUUAUAUCCAUCGCUUUGUGCGCCGAGUUCCACAUCGGAAGGAGAAGCGUCCCUGAAGGGCUGUUGUAUGGGCGCCCCGGCUUAUAAAACACCUACACGAUCACAAAGUGGGGAAGGCGGAAAUAGAGAGAGGCAGAGACUGCAGGGAGAGACAGGGAGGCGGCCUUGGAACAAAGCAUGUUUACCUGUUGGUUGUCUUCGUGCAGGUGGUCCACCGUGACAUGAAGGGAGACAAUUUGAUGUUCGCAGCGGAUGGCACUCUCAAGCUUUUUGAUUUCGACUUCUGUUUUUUCAUGGAUGUCGAGGGCCACCCACAUCGCAGACAAGACAUUCUUCCGGGAACAAGAAGAUAUGCAAUGGUGCACGUAGACGCUGUAUAUGUGUGUGUGUGCAGGAGAAAUCCAUCGACGAGGCGCAUCUUGGCGCUUACCCGAUGUUUUCGGAGACCACGGGCUGCCGUUGCUGUGUGUGCAGACAUGCGACAUGGGGGAGGUGGACAUCAAAAAGUGCGUGCGAAAGAAACCACGGAAGGAGCCACACACACACGUCUGUCUGUCUGUCUGUCUGUCAAUGAUCAGUGGGAUCGCCUCCUGACGACCGACCGUGUGACGAGUGCGAUGCAGGAGGCCAACUCGAGAAUCUGCGUAACCACAAUGAUCUACGCCCUCGGAGGUACGUACGUACGUAUGACAUACUCACAGCCACACCACAUUGGUGUCUCUGUCGUUGUCUGCUGCACAUUAGUCCCCAGCUUGAGCCAGCGGGAGCUGAUGACCCCGGUGCGAAGGUCGACCCCAGCAGCACUCGCAUGGAUGCCUCAACCAGACACCAACCACAUACCCACCAGUACCAGGUGAGGGAGACGAACACACACACACACACACACGCAGACAUGCACCCACCAAUCCACGUGCGUGUGUGAUGUGUGUGAUGCAUCAGCAGCAGCUCUGCGGCCGCCGCCGCAACAUCCGCCUCAUCCCCAGACACCUUGUACACAAACGGCACAUUGAGCAGUGGCCCAGCACCAGAUGAGGGCACUGGACAUACACGAUCUUUCCCGCACUCCAUUCUUCCCGCCCAGGGCCAGCUACAGAUCGCCCAUCUGUCUGUGUAUCUCUCUUCAGCCAUUGCUGCAGCGCUGCCUCCAUUUUAUAUUCGUCAAGCUGCUUAUCUCGCGAGACCCGGCACUCCCAUUGCGCAAAAGGCAUGGAGAGAUGGAUGAGGGUGCAGUUGCAGUUGCAGCUUGACAAGAAGCACACCACGAAUGCCGACUCAAAACACGUGGGUCAACGCGAUUUGUCUGUAUCUGAGUGUACAGUAUAUAUGUGUUUCCCCAGGUAUGCGCAUGAUGCUGCCUUCACGGACCUGACACCAUACAGAGGUGAGUCAGGGAGGGAGGAGGGAGGAAACUGAGUGUCGUGCGUAUGUGUUUGUGUAUUGUGUGGUGCAGGCGAGUUGCGCUCGGAGACAUUCUACUGGGGCGAGUUCGGCAUGCAACUCUCACUGGUCAGCCAAGCCACCACACGGCAUCACCGACACACGCAGACAAGGGUGGGGUGGGGGUGGGGUGCAAGGGGACCGUGAUGUAAGCACUCAAGGUGCGUGUGGACGGACUGUCCAUUGCAGCCAUGUAUACAAGCAUAUAGCUUCCCUCAUGAGCUCCGACUGACUGACUGCAAACGCUCAACGUCGCCAACUUGCACACGCACCAAUGCAAUGGAGCAUCCGCGCGUGCAUCCACUAGAUAAAAUGUCAGAACGCCCUCAAGAUCUUGAGUCUUGACUGCCUCGACAGACAGAGACACGCCAGAACCGUCCAACCAACCGACCACUUCGCAGGCAGGCAUCGAGAGACAAAGGGAGCGAGCAGGCGAGCGACAACACACACGAGAAGUGGAAAGAAGAGAAGAGAAGAGAAGUUCAGCCAGCCACACACCCAGCCACCCAGUCAGAGCCGACAUGCAGCGCAGCCACGCACUUACGCUUCCUUACGCACGCACUUACGCAUCCCCGCCCCCACCCUGGCUCCCGAAUGCACUCACCCACCCAGUCAUCAUCAUCACCCAAUACAACAAAAUACAUAUCGAUAUGUCAAUUGGACAGCCUCACACGUCAGUCAACUGUUGAGGGUCCUAGCAGCUUGCUGCGCGCGACGGCGGCAGCAUAUCGCGUGCAAGGAAGGGACGAAAAACAGCAGGGGCGGGGAGGGGGCUGGUUGGUUAUGCAUGAUGUUGCCCGCACGCAGGCAGGGAUGCAGGGAUACAGACACACCAGCAAGGCGGGCGGGUGUGAAUAUAAAAUCCAGCUGCAGGCAGGAACGAAAAACGAUACUCUGUCUGUCUGUCUGUCUUUUCUUUUGUGAGUUCUCGUGCGCCGCCGUUGGCACACGG
This is a messenger RNA of Vitrella brassicaformis, 5179 nucleotides long. The record is from the annotation of a GenBank genome assembly. Lineage: Eukaryota; Vitrellaceae.